GCUGCCUCUCAGAUUUAAACCUCACUGAUACAAGGAAAAAUAUCCAUUUUACAGAUCACAAUAAUAGCAGUAUUUCACUGACAGAGUAUUCUUAAGGUGUCUGGAUGGUCGUACCCCGACGUAAAUAGCAAUAUGCUUUGGUUUCAAGGAUGGAAGAUAUAUCUAUUUCAUAUUUAACCCUUUGCAUUCCAUGAUCCGCGUACAAAUGAGAAAAUGAUGCACCAAGUAAGUUCCAACAACAAUGACUAUGGUCUGGGAGGCCUAGCUGAGGAUGGCCAACACCCAUCCAGUCACUUUGAAUUAUGUAGCUCACAGUCCAACAAAUUUUACCCACCUGCUCCCCCUCCCCCUCUACAGCUCCCCCUUCCUAAUUUGCCCCCCUUGCCACAGAGUAUGCUUAAGCCCAUGUCCUGUCAGAUGCAGGACACCCAAAAUGAGUUUCACCCUCAAACAGUAAGGAUGAGGAGCACUGAGGCUCCAGAGGGUUCGAAAAAAAAGAAAGGCCUUGGAAAAUCAGGGAGGAGAGGAAGGCCUUCAGGUACCACAAAGUCUGCCGGAUAUCGGACAAGCACCGGCCGACCCCCAGGGACCACGAGAGCGGCAGGGUUCAAAACAAGUCCCGGAAGGCCGUUGGGAACCACUAAAGCUGCAGGCUAUAAGGUGAGCCCAGGUCGGCCUCCGGGUAGCAUCAAGACAUUGGCAAGGCUCAAUAAACUAGAAUAUGGAGGAUCCUGCAAUGGUGCACCAUUCCCCUACACCAUGAUGCCGAAGAGAAGUCUGUGCGAAGGCACAGUCAAAGAGAAAGACACUAACGAGUGAUGUCAGGUUUUUCUAUUUAUUAUGAUCUACAAGUGAAGAUGGGAAUGCAUGUCCAAAGUGGUGUUGAUAAGUGUUUGCGCAGCCAAACUUGUGACAGGAGGGAAAAAGAUUUUGAUACUUAGACUUAUACUUGCUAUGUAUGCUACAUUGUAAUAUUGUUAUGAUCCUUUUUUUUUUUUGUGAAUCCUUAUCCAAAGAGCAUAAUCAGUCUCUAUCACUCUAACACGUAUGUUACCUUACUGUACAAAUGUGCAUGAUUGUAGUCUUGUGAAUUAAAUUUACCUUUACUGUGUUUGAACAGAUGUUAUAUUAAUCUGUCAUUAGAUUUCACUUCAGUGAAAAGUAAACCUAGCUGCUCUUGUGUUAUUGACAAUAUCUUUGAUUAUUUAAUCUAUGCUUUAAUUUAACAUGUCUUCUUGGUA
Molecule: messenger RNA, 1241 nt
Organism: Chanos chanos (milkfish)
Lineage: Eukaryota; Metazoa; Chordata; Actinopteri; Gonorynchiformes; Chanidae
Product: UPF0461 protein C5orf24 homolog
Exons: 2
Coding region: 214-819 (201 amino acids)
Source: RefSeq, a predicted model, not a curated record